Molecule: messenger RNA, 1104 nt
Organism: Triticum turgidum subsp. durum (durum wheat)
Lineage: Eukaryota; Viridiplantae; Streptophyta; Magnoliopsida; Poales; Poaceae
Source: the annotation of a GenBank genome assembly
AUGCAUGAGAUGGGUUUAGACGCGUACAGGUUCUCCAUUGCAUGGCCCCGGCUUAUACCAGAUGGAAGAGGAGAGAUCAAUCUGAAGGGCCUGGAGUACUACAGUAACUUAAUAGAUGAAUUGAUACGUCACGGCAUACAACCUCAUGUCACAAUCUACCAUUUAGACCUCCCUCAGUCCCUUCAGGACGAAUACAAUGGACUGCUCAGCCCCAGAUUCAUAGACGAUUACACAGCGUAUGCUGAAGCCUGCUUCAAGAGCUUCGGUGACAGGGUGAAGCACUGGGUCACCGUCAACGAGCCCAACAUAGAGACCAUCGGAGGCUUCGACAACGGCCGGCUUCCACCGCAGCGCUGCUCCCAUCCCUUCGGCGAGAACUGCACCAGAGGGGAUUCUACGACGGAGCCGUAUGUAGCCGCCCACCACCUCCUGCUCGCACAUGCCUCGGCAGUGCGCCUGUAUAGAGACAACUACCAGGCAACUCAAAGAGGACAGAUAGGGAUCACUCUCUUGGGCUGGUGGCAUGAGCCUGCUACCAACUCAUCGCAGGAUGCAGCGGCUGCAACGAGGAUGAACGACUUCCACAUUGGAUGGUUUAUGCAUCCUUUGGUGUAUGGGGACUACCCUACUCUGACGAGGAGCAGGGCAGGAGCACGGCUGCCGUAUUUAACAGUGGAGCAGUCUAAGAAUUUGCGUGGAGCAUUCGACUUCAUCGGCAUCAAUCACUACCUCGUUGUUCGCACGCGAGCCCACGACAGCACUUUCAAUCUGGAGCAGAGAGACUACUAUGCUGACGCAUCUGCCAUUGCAAAUCCAUUCGAAGAUAUGCAAGCGGGACGUCUUGAGUAUGCUCCUUGGGCUCUAGGGAAGCUACUGGACCACCUGAAACUCAAGAACGGAUCGGACGCGCGGGGAUACUUCGUGUGGUCUUUCCUCGACGUGUUUGAGUUGCUGUUUGGCUACCGUUCACGCUUUGGUCUGUGCGGCGUCGACAUGAACAUCAAGGAGAGGCCAAGAUACGUGAGGAGCUCUGCCCGCUGGUACUCCGGCUUCCUCAACGGCGGCGAGCUGCGGCCGUCCGGGAGAGCCUACAGAGCUGCAUGA